AUGACUACAUACAACGUUUCUACAGGUCGUGGGGGGGCUGGUAAUAUCCAGAAAACAAAUGCAAAGGCUUCACCAAGAUUGGUACCGCAAGGUUCGCAGACUCCCAGUAUAUUGCAACCUGUUUUCAGCACUGGGAGAGGUGGUGCUGGGAAUAUGAGAAGAAAUGUUGAUGCCAAAUUGACGAGGAGGGCACAGGAUGUGGAGGACGAAGAGGACGAUUUUAUUGGUCCACAGGGUGAGGAUGAUUAUAUCGAGCCACUUUCAGGAGACAACAUUGAGGUUGCUGUUUCCAAUGCGUUGAGUAGUCGUAGUCGUGGUGCUAGUAGUCGGGACAAUGUUCAUAAAGUGCGUUCUAAGGCGAACAGUGCCUUGGAUGAGAGACCGGCCAUUGUGGUUGGAAGAGGAGGAGCAGGUAAUAUAAUAUCACCAGUUGCAAGCCGAAAAGGACAGACUAAGAAGAAGAAGCAAACACAGGAGAAAAAGGGCUUAUGGUCUUCUUUGAAAAAACUCUUCUCAUGA
Molecule: messenger RNA, 519 nt
Organism: Torulaspora delbrueckii
Lineage: Eukaryota; Fungi; Ascomycota; Saccharomycetes; Saccharomycetales; Saccharomycetaceae
Gene: PAR32
Product: Par32p
Exons: 1
Coding region: 1-519 (172 amino acids)
Source: RefSeq, a predicted model, not a curated record